UCAAGUGAGAAAGCGGUAUUUCGGAAUGUGCUCUACUGGUUCUUGAAAAUUAUAGGUUCCUUAAAUGAAAUACUACCACAGGGAUUUGAAUAACUCUUGUUUUAUUUGCGUUAAAGAAUACGCACAGCUAUAGAGGGAGUCGUUCCGCCUACUGUCUUAGCCGUUCUACCCAGGAUUUGCUCAAGCUGACUUCACAAGCAUGUCUGCUGAACCGAGUGAGACACUUGAAUUUUUAAAGAAGGCCUCCCUCUAUUACAAAGACAUCUGUCCGGAGCAAGCCCGAUUGCUCAUGCGAAGACACCAGUGUAUGGAAGCUGAGAAGGUGACAGAGGGAGUGCUUUGCCCAUUCUGUUUCCAGUGGCGACAGGCAGACAACCACCAUGUGAGGCUGAAGCCCAAAGGCAAGGUGUCCCUGAGGGAGCGGAAAGCCCUGAGGAGGGAGGCGGCUCGUAAGGUCCUCAGCCCGGACCAGCUGAAGGCCCUGAAGAGGUACCGGAGCUCCUCCAGCACUCUGAUGGCGACUUGCCACACUUGCAACAAGACUUCGAAGAACCGUGGAGCGAGCCGGGAUGUUUUGGCAGCCAUCUCCAAGGGCCAGGCCACACCCGGGAACAGCGGGAAACAGAAGGGGGCGAGCAGAACCCCCCACUCGGGAAAUGGAGGAACGCUGCCCAAGUCUGCAGAGAAAACGCCCUAUGGAACGCCAAGGUCUGCUUCCUCCCAGCCCAGCGGCUCCGCAUCAAAGUCGGCUGACGGGAAAAAGUCUGCGUUUGCCCGGCUCAGGAAGCUCCUGGUGCUGGAGGACACACCGGCGAGCAAAAAAGGGGGCCUGAAGGCCUUCCUCUCCUCCCUCUGAGCCCCGGGGACCCCGUAAACCCCCAUCACAGCCCCCGGCUGAAGCAGAACAACUCUCCUGGAACCCAGAGCAGCAGGCGAGGGCCUCCUCCGUAGUUAAAUUAACGCUGCUGCUCUGAAAGGUCACGCCCCCUCUCACACCACUGUCCCGCGGGAAACAAUCCCAACAACACUCUUCGGGAAUUUCUCACUCCUCUGUGGGGAACAUAGGUGCUGAAAAGAAUCCCUUCUCUCCCAUAAUAUGUGUGUGCAAUGUUGCACCGGGACAGGGAAUUUCCACAGUGCACAAGACAGUGUACUUGCUCAUGAGUGGAUUUCUUUCAUUAGCCAAGCUUUUUAGGUAUCGUAGUGGCAAGAGGUCCACGUACCAUUUUUUACAUGACUAGACUCUGACAUAACUAAGACAUGGUUUUUGAAAUCAGCGACUCUUAUAAUCUUGUUAAAUCACAACACUAAACAGCACUGUUGGUGUGCACAGAAUUGUAUCUGUGGCACUUUGACUUUGAGUCAUCGUGCAACUUUGAGUAUUGACAGAGAUAGAUGGAUUUGUUUAAACUGUGUUAUAGUGAUGGUUGGUCCAGAUGAUAUGGCCAGAAAAGGGCUUCUGUGGAGCACACUGUUUACAUAAAUAAGGGUGUUUUGCCUUAUGACUUUAUAAAGAUUAUUUUUGUACAAAAGACCAAAGAAAGGCUGCGGCCAUAAUAUUUUUUUGUCUUUGUGUGCAAUACCAUUUAUACUGAUAGAUAUUUUUUACUGACUAGUUUGUGAGGAUACAUGUAGAUUUGCAAGGGCUUUCAAAUAGACAUUUUUCCACUUUCUGAAUUGUAACUUUAAUAUAAUGUUCAAGUAGUUAUACCGUAGAUGGUAAUGAAAUUAUAUCAUUUGUAUUUAACAGUGUCAUUGAGAUAGAGUUUGAAGUGCAGUAUUAUUGAGCAGGAAGUACAAUGAAUUCUUGUAUGUCACACACUUUCCUCCUAACAGGUAUAAAAUGGAAUGUUCUGGGCAGAAUCUGAUGUUGAAAGCGCUUGUGUAGAAAAAUAAAAUGACCUUUUCACCAA
Molecule: messenger RNA, 1913 nt
Organism: Megalops cyprinoides (Indo-Pacific tarpon)
Lineage: Eukaryota; Metazoa; Chordata; Actinopteri; Elopiformes; Megalopidae
Gene: rmp24
Product: chromosome 21 C18orf21 homolog
Exons: 5
Coding region: 200-856 (218 amino acids)
Source: RefSeq, a predicted model, not a curated record